Molecule: messenger RNA, 2536 nt
Organism: Pogoniulus pusillus (Red-fronted tinkerbird)
Lineage: Eukaryota; Metazoa; Chordata; Aves; Piciformes; Lybiidae
Gene: DBN1
Product: drebrin 1
Exons: 15
Coding region: 124-2061 (645 amino acids)
Biological process (GO): regulation of actin filament polymerization; neuron projection morphogenesis; positive regulation of axon extension
Cellular component (GO): dendrite; postsynaptic density; actin filament
Molecular function (GO): actin filament binding
Source: RefSeq, a predicted model, not a curated record
GGGCGCGGCGGCGGGCGGAGCCUACCCCGCCGCUCGCCCCUCCGCCCGGCCGCUGCGGCAGUGUCUCGGAGGCGGGCAGGCGGCCGGUCCCUCCGGUCCCUCCGGCAGCAUCCCGGCCCUGCCAUGGCUGGCGUCGGCUUCGCGGCGCACCGCCUGGAGCUGCUCGCCUCCUACCAGGACGUGAUCGGCGAGGACAGCCCCACCGACUGGGCCCUCUACACAUAUGAGGAUGGCUCCGAUGACCUGAAGCUGGCAGCAUCGGGAGGUGGAGGUUUGCUGGAGCUCUCUGGACACUUUGAGAUCCAGAAGGUGAUGUAUGGCUUCUGCAGCGUCAAGGACCCCCAGGCAGUACUCCCCAAAUAUGUCCUCGUCAACUGGGUGGGUGAGGAUGUGCCGGAUGCCCGCAAAUGCGCCUGUGCCAGCCAUGUCGCCAAGAUCGCUGAAUUCUUCCAGGGUGUGGAUGUCAUUGUUAAUGCCAGCAGUGUGGAGGACAUUGACCCAGGGGCCAUUGGGCAGCGUCUCUCCAACGGGCUGGCCCGUGUCUCCAGCCCAGUGCUGCACCGACUGCGGCUGCGGGAGGAUGAGAAUGCCGAGCCUGUGGGCACCACUUACCAGAAGACUGAUGCCACCGUGGAGAUGAAGCGGCUCAAUCGGGAGCAGUUCUGGGAACAAGCCAAGAAAGAGGAGGAGUUGCGUAAGGAAGAGGAGCGGAAAAAGGCCCUGGAUGCCCGGCUGCGGUUCGAGCAGGAGCGGAUGGAGCAGGAGCGGCUGGAGCAGGAGGAGCGGGAGCGCCGCUACCGGGAGCGAGAGGAGCAGAUCGAGGAGCACAGGCGGAAGCAGCAGAGCAUGGAGGCAGAGGAGGCCCGGCAGCGCUUGAAGGAGCAGUCCAUCUUCGGGGACCAGCAAGAGGAGGACGACAGACAGCAGCUCAGGAAAUCAGAGUCAGAGGUAGAGGAGGCUGCUGCCAUCAUUGCUCAGCGGCCCGACAACCCCCGGGAGUUCUUCAAGCAGCAGGAGCGGGUGGCAUCAGGCAGCAGUGAUGCUGUCUCACCAGGCAGUCACAGGACAGCAGGUCGUCUACACUGUCCUUUCAUAAAGACAGCUGACAGUGGGCCGCCUUCUUCCUCCUCCUCCUCCUCCUCCCCCCCGCGGACCCCCUUUCCCUAUAUCACCUGCCAUCGCACCCCAAAUCUCUCCUCUUUCUUCCCAUGCAGCCAUUCGGACACCUACCGCAAGGCCUCGGCAGCGGGCUGCAGCCCCUGCGAGUCCAGCCCGGCCACCACGCCGCUGGGUGAGCCGGGCACCCGUGUGUCGGGCAACAAGACGCCGACAAUGCCCAAAGACUCCCCCAGCACGCAGGAGGCUGAGCCAGCCACCCCUGAGCAACACUGGCCCUUCCCAGGGCCUGAGGACAAGGCCACUGAGCCCCCCAGGGAUGACCCCAGCCCCAGGCCAGUGUGGACAGAAGGGGGUGAUGCCCUGGGGGACCUGGUGACCCUGGAGCCUACUGAGCCCACCUUGCCACCCAUGGCCACCGAGUCCCAGCCUGAAGGGACCCCCAACCCUGAGAGCCUCAUCGACUUGUGGGAGAGUGAUGGGAUGACCACCCCAGCUUCCUGGCCUCUGCCUGCUGCUCCUGUCUCCGAGGGUCCCCCAGCCGUGCUGCCUGGUGAGGGGGCCCUGCUGAGCCUUGAUGAGCUGCCUGAGCCCCCUGCCACCUUCUGUGAUGUGGAGCAGGAUGAGGAGACAGCCGACAUGGGGGACCCCCAGCCACAGGGGCUUGACUGCCAGCAUGCCCCUCAGGAGGACAGCUUGGGCCGGGAGACCCCUCCCAUCACCAAUGGAGAGAUGGCCCCCAAGGAUGGGACACCGGGUCGUGGGGAGCAGGCCAGCGAGGGCUACUUCAGCCAGUCUCAGGAGGAGGAGGUGCCACCCCCCGAGGAACUGUCGGCCAAAGCCCCCCAGCCUGUCUUCUACAACAAACCCCCAGAGAUCGACAUCACAUGCUGGGACACGGACCCCCUGCCCGAAGAGGAGGAGAGCUUCGAGGGGGGUCUUUAAGCCUGGGCCCCACUGCCGGCGCAGGCAGCUUCCUGCCCCAGCCGGCGUGGGGCACAGUGGAGGCUGCAGCCAGGGGCUGGACCUACCCCUCACCCCUCCGGGGCCCCGCAGGAUGAGGUUUCCGGGUAGGGGGCCACCCCGCUGCGCCCCCGCCUCGGGGCAUCUUUUACAGCCCCAGCGCCCCCCCCGCCCUUCUCUUUUUUAAGUUGUCGGUAGGAGCCGUGUCAGCCCCCCCCGAGCCUCCCCUUAGCAGCGUCCUGCCCCAGCGUCCCUUUGUGGGGGGGACGGACACGCACGCUCGCAUCUCCUGCCCGGCUGUGGGACAAAGUCCUCGUUCUCUUCGUGCCCGUUCCGAGAGCCCCCCCCCGUACUUUGCACGAGGUAAAAAACAAACAAACAAACAAAACCAAACAACAACACAAGGAAUAAUAAUAAUAAUAAUAAAUGAAUAUGGCAAUAAAGUAACCCGACCGAG